Molecule: messenger RNA, 782 nt
Organism: Carya illinoinensis
Lineage: Eukaryota; Viridiplantae; Streptophyta; Magnoliopsida; Fagales; Juglandaceae
Product: wall-associated receptor kinase-like 6
Exons: 1
Coding region: 240-782 (180 amino acids)
Biological process (GO): cell surface receptor signaling pathway; protein phosphorylation
Cellular component (GO): plasma membrane
Molecular function (GO): ATP binding; protein serine/threonine kinase activity
Source: RefSeq, a predicted model, not a curated record
UUUCCGAUGGAUGGCGGUCAUACAAAGUCAUAAAGAAAAUGAUGAGGAUUAAACGCAAGGAGAAGUUCUUCAAACGAAAUGGUGGACUACUGCUACAACAACAACUAUUUACAAACAUGAAAAAAGUCAAUGUUGAGAACACCAAAUUGUUUAAUUGAAAGGAAUUGGAGAGGGCGACUAAUCGUUUUAGUGCAGAUAGAAUAAUUGGACAUGGUGGACAAGGCACCGUUUACAAAGGUAUGUUGGCUGAUGGAAGAAUUGUUGCAAUAAAAAAGUCUAACGUAAUAGAUGAAGAGAAACUUCAAGAAUUCGUAAAUGAAGUCGAGAUUCUUUCACAAAUUAAUCACGAGAAUGUGGUUAAUCUGCUUGGCUAUUGUUUGGAGACAGAAGUUCCGCUUUUAGUUUAUGAAUUCAUUCCUGACGAAACUCUUGCCCAAUAUCUCAAUGGCCAAAAUGAGGAGUUUCCACCAACAUGGAAUAUGCGUUUACGAAUUGCUAUAGAAGUUGCAGGGGCUGUUUUCUACAUGCAUUCAGCAGCUUCUUCACCCAUUUACCAUCGCAACAUUAAGUCUACAAACAUCCUCUUAGAUGAGAAGUAUAAAGCAAAAGUAGCAGAUUUCGAAAUUUCAAAAUCUGUUGCUAUCAAUCAAACUCAUCUAAGCACAUUAGUACAUGGAACUUUUGGAUAUGUAGACCAUGAGUAUUUUUGGUCAAGCCAGUUUAGAGAUAAGAGUGACGUUUAUAGUUUUUGUGUAAUUCUUGCUGAACUCUUGACCAGAUAA